GCCGCUCAUUGGAACACAGAAGUUUUCCUAAGGAGUUAGCAGGGAGUGACGGAGGGGAGGGGGGCACUUGGCUGGAGCAGCAGCGGGGUAACACCAUAAGAUCCCCUAUUGUGACAGAAGAAGACGCCCCGGAGCAGUCAGCAUGGAUCCCCAGUGAAGAAGAGAGGGGGGGCACAACAAGGAUUCCCAAUUCCAUCAGUAGAUUUCAUGGCUGUCCCCAUCCUAAGGGUCAAUAGAUCCCCUCGCUGAUUCAAUGAGAUCCCAGGAGGAAGCGCAAUCUCCCCGCAUGGAUAUAUUCUGCCGGCUUCACCAUCUAUAGGAUUCCCUGCCAUACAAAAAAAAAGAAUCGAAACAAAACACAGUGAAAAAAUUUAUUCGUAAUUUUUGCUGUAGACUUUGGGGAUCGGGGGUGGGGGUGGGGGGGUGAAAUGGAAAAUGAAGCGGCCAAAACCGUGGACAACCAGAUGGAGAAAUACAUAGUUACAAUUAUGGGGAAAUCCGAGAGUCAAAUGGACAUAGUCGAAAAAUCCAAUAAAUCUGUGAAAAAGUCCUGGAGCGUGGUGGAGAUCGGCCUCUCGGUGCUGCUCUUCUUGAUGACCUGCGGUCUCAUCGCUCUGCUGGUCCUCUACACCACGAAUAAAGAGACCGUAUGCACGACGACAGGAUGUGUUACCGCAGCUGCAAGAAUUAUCCAGAACAUGGACCCCUCCAUAGAACCUUGCACUGACUUCUACCAAUAUGCCUGUGGUGGUUGGUUAAAUAAGCAUGUGAUACCAGAGACCAGCUCCCGCUAUAGCAUCUUUGAUAUUCUUCGGGAUGAAAUGGAGAUUAUAUUGAAAGGUUUACUGGAAGAUUCCAACCAAGACGACCGAGAUGCCUUUAAAAAAGCCAAAAUUUUGUAUAAAUCCUGCAUGAAUGAAAGUCUGAUUGAACAGAGAGACUCCUUACCUCUUUUAGAACUUCUCGCUCUGGUUGGAGAGUGGCCAGUGGCCUCCACGGAUUGGAACCUCACCAAAGAGUCCAGUUGGAGUUUGGAAGAAAGAUUAUCCCUUUUGAACCAGAGAUUCAACAAAAGAGUCCUGGUAGAUCUGUUUGUAUGGAACGACGACCGGGAGUCGAGCAAGCACAUCAUCUAUAUAGACCAGCCCAGCCUCGGAAUGCCUUCCAGAGAUUACUACUUCAACAGUGGAAAUUAUCAGCGGAUCAGAGAAGCCUACCUCCAGUUUAUGGUCACCAUCGCCAAAAUGGUACGAGAAGACAAGAACCUCACAAAAGAUGACAAUUACGUGCAGGAAGAAAUGGCGCGCGUUAUGGAUUUAGAAUCAGAUAUUGCAAAGGCAACGGCCCCAUCUGAGGAACGCAAUGAUGUCACCUUGUUAUACAACAAAAUGACCCUCACCGAGUUCCAGCAGAAGUUUGCAAUAGAUACUUUUAACUGGACCAACUUCAUCCAAGAAGUAAUGGCUUCUGUCAGCAUUCAGCUCCAUCCUGAGGAGGAAGUCGUGGUCUAUGGGGUUCCCUAUCUAAAUCAGCUGAAACUGAUUCUCUCCAAUUAUUCGGCGAGUACUUUGCAGAAUUAUCUAGUUUGGCGACUGGUUAUUGACCGUGUUAGCAGCCUGAGUAGACGCUACAAAGACGCAAGGUCCAGUUACAGAAAGGCUCUGUACGGGACCACAUUAGAGGAGGCCCGAUGGAGGGAGUGUGUCAGCUACGUCAACAGCAACAUGGAGAAUGCGGUCGGCGCCAUGUAUGUCAAGGAAACAUUUGCUGGUGAGAGCAAGAGGAUGAUCAGCGACCUCAUAAAUAAAAUCCGUGAAGUUUUUAUUGAGACUCUGGACGAAUUACAAUGGAUGGAUGGGACGUCAAAAGAAAAGGCGCGAGAAAAGGCGCUCUCCAUUAAAGAGCAGAUUGGUUAUCCAGACUAUAUCCUGGAGGAUCAGAACGAUAAGUUGGACCAGGAGUCGGCGUCAUUGAACUUUAGUGAAGAUAAAUACUUUGAGAACAUACUGGAAAUACUAAAAGCGACAGCGCAAAAGAGUCUAAAAAAGCUAAGAGAGCCGGUGGACCCCGAUGCUUGGAUAAUCGGCGCGGCAGUGGCUGAUGCCUUCUAUUCCCCAAACCGGAAUCAGAUUGUAUUUCCCACUGGGAUCCUUCAGCCUCCAUUUUUUAGUAAACACCAACCUCAAGCAUUGAACUUUGGGGGAAUCGGUAUGGUUAUUGGCCACGAAAUCACUCACGGCUUUGAUGAUAAUGGAAGGAAUUUUGACAAGGAUGGGAACAUGUUUGACUGGUGGAGUAAUUUCUCUGCGAUGCAUUUCAAAGACCAGUCCCGAUGCAUGGUCUACCAGUACGGCAAUUACACCUGGGACUUGGCCGGUGGGCAAAAUGUAAGCGGAAUCAUCACCCUGGGAGAAAAUAUAGCAGAUAAUGGCGGAGUCCGACAGGCGUACAAGGCGUAUCUGAAAUGGGUGGAGAGACACGGCAAGGAGCCCAAGCUGCCCGGACUGGACCUGACACACAAGCAGCUUUUUUUCUUGAACUUUGCACAGGUUUGGUGCGGAUCUUAUCGCCCUGAAUACGCCCGACACUCCAUAAAGACAGAUGUGCACAGUCCAUUUAAAUACAGGGUGAUGGGAUCCUUGCAAAACUUCGAAGCUUUCUCUGAAGAAUUUAACUGCAAGAAAGGCACCACGAUGCACCCCAUAGAAAGAUGCCGAGUCUGGUAGCCUCAAACUUUGGUCUUUACAAAUCAACCUGAAAAUGUCUACCGGGCUGGCUUAUACAUAUUGAACAGUUCUAGCCAAUGAGGUGCCUGGUAUUUCCCUCUGGUCAGGUCAGAGUGUGUGUAGCGAGUCAGGAACGAGCAUGGCGGGCAGGCAUACUGUUUUUGGGUUCCUAUGACACUAAAGCCAGUGUUAGAGUUUUAGGCAGUAUGUCCCAUGGAGAACGUUGUGAUGGACUUGACUGUUUUAAUGGCUUGACUGUUAUAAAAAAAAACUUCUGCUGUCAGGUUUUCAAAGACUAGUUCCAAGAAGAUGUAUUUUUCUUCACGUUGGCUUUUGAUAUCAUGUUGUUUGUCUGUGUUGCUCUCAUUUCACGUCGUUGUUACAAAUAACAUUCGAAACAAACAAGUUCAAGGGACAAAUACAAAGGAAGGAAGCGAAAAUGUCUUAUAUCAGCGCUUCAUGUACGGUUGUCGCCACAAGUGGACACCUUUAUCCCAAGGUUAUUGUUACUUCAUUGUCAUAACUUCCUGUUGCCUGUAGGUGGCGUGUUUUUAUUCUUCUUCAUUACAAUCUGCAUAGUUAUAACAAUUUUUUUUUAAUUAGCUGUAAUGUUUAAUCAUACAAAUCCAGUUAUGAAGCUUUUCUCAGAGAUUUACUGAAAUGUGAGAAUUUUGUGUCGGCUGCCUGAGUGACGAAUAUUGGAACAGUCCAUGCAAAAUUGAUACUAGUGUCUCUCCGAUCCAUCCCCCUUGUACCAUGAAACAAGUGGUUGAGAGGUUUCAUAAAUAUGGUGUUUGGUCCACAUAAUAUGUUUUAGAUAUAUGUACAUUUCCUCCUCGGUGCUGUGUCUAGUGCAGGGCAAAGGAUGGUGCAACAUGACACAAGGGUUCAGAGACCACUAAAGGUGGCCAUACAGAAACAAUAGCUGUAGGUCUAAUGCUUGUUUAGCCAAAAGCUAUAUCUCCCGAAUUCUCAUACACAUGCAUGCUCAGCUCAACUGCUGCUUCAAUGGUGGUACCAGGUUCCUCCUCUGGUGGUGCCAGACCUCUCUACUGGUGGUGCCAGACUCCUUCUCUAGUGGUGCCAGAUUCCUCCUCUGGUGGUUCCAGACUCCUCCUUUAUUGGCUCCAGACUCUCACUCUGGUAGUGCCAGACUCCUCCUCUCGUGGUUUCAGCCUCUCCUUCAGGUAAUGCCAGGCUUCUUCACUGGUGGUGCCAGACUCCUUUACUGGUGGUGCCAGACUCCUCCUCUGGUGGCGCCAGACUCCCUUACUGGUGGUGCCAGACUCCCUUACUGGUGGUGCCAGACUCCUCCACUGGUGGUGCCAGACUCCUUCAUUAGUGGUGCCAGGCUCCUCUACUGUUGGUGCCAGGCUCCUCUACUGGUGGUGCCAGACUCCUCCACUGGUGAGACUCCUCACAGGUGGUAUCAGACUCCUCCACUAGUGGUGCCAGACUUUUUCUCUGGGGUGGCAGGCAACUCCACUGGUGGUGCCGGACUCUUUCACUGGGGUGUCAGACUCCUCCUCUGGUGGAGCCAGACUCCUUCAUUAGUGGUGCCAGGCUCCUCUACUGUUAAUGCCAGGCUCCUCUACUGUUGGUGCCAGACUCCCCCACUGGUGGUGCCAGACUCCCUCACUGGUGGUGCCAGACUCCUCCACUGUUGGUGCCCGACUCCCCCACUGGUGGUGCCAGACUCCUCUACAGGUGAGACUCCUCUCUGGUUUCCCAGAGUAAGGAGGCCACCAUACAGGUUAGAUGAUUGUCUGAUCCUCAUAAAAUUGGUGGGUUUGGCCAACAAAUGUCUAUGGUAUGGCCAUCUUACAAGGGUAACAGUUUGGAGACCACUGCUUUAGUCCAAAAAACAAAAAAGUAAACCUAUAAACUUUAUAAACCGAAAAGGAAACUUCUAACUUUUUAAGGCCCACACCCCCCCUUUCCCGCCAUAUUUACGAAUGCCCCGAAACGCACAAUACCGUUCAUUACCAAUACAAAUUACCAUAUACCACCCCCUCUCCCCCCUUCCUGCUUACAGAACUUUGCAUCGACUUUGCUCAGAAAAAAUACAUAUAUUUUAUUUAGGUUGCAUUUAACGGGGUAUGCCGCCAGAAAAAUAUCUUAUCCCAUAUCCAAUGGAUAGGGGACAAGUUGUCUGAUCACGAGGUCCCGCCGCUGGGGACUCUUGUGAACUCCAGGGCAGAAGCAGCGGCGUCCAGAACACGGAAGCUUGGAGCUUCCAUGUUCGUGACUUCACGCCAGGCCCCCUCCAUUCAUGUCUAUAGGAGGGGGCGUGAUGGCUAGUACUUAGCCGUCACUCCACCCAUAUACAUGAAUGGAGGGGGAGUGGUUGCUGUGGACGGAGUUUGAUCCGUGCACUGGAUGACUGGGGUGCCGCAGUGGAGACUCCUGGGAUAAGAUGUUUUUCGGCAGAGUACCCCUUUAACAAAGUCAAUGAAAAUAUAGAUGAUAUGAAAGAUACAAUAUAUAUAUAUAUAUAUAUAUAUAUAUAUAUAAUAUAGACUAAAUAACGGCAUCAUCCAGAAGUGUGCAAUACGGAAAAAAAAAUUUAAAAAUCUAUACAAAGCUCAAUAUUUUUUUACAGAAACCUACGAUAUUCAGGACUUAUCAUUUUCACACAUCAGAGGGUUGCUUGAAAGUGAUUUGUUUUAGAGAAAUAUAUACACAAAGGCUAUGUAAUUUUGUUUAAAAAUAAAUAAAGUAUAUAUAUAUUAUAUUUUUAUGUAGAUUUAUUAUAUAUACCGUAUAUAUCUAUAAAUCUACAUAAUCGCGCUGCGUGUCGUCUCAGGCUUUCUGUAGGAGGGAAACGAUUAUGCCGCGAUGUACGUUUUUUUUUUUUAGAUCGCUAUGAUGUCAUGUUUCGAUGGCUUAUGGUGUCAUUAUUGUGUGCCGAUGAUUAUUUUUGAUUAAAAUGACAUGUUAA
Hyla sarda is the source of this 5667-nucleotide messenger RNA. It is a transcript of the gene MMEL1, whose product is annotated as membrane metalloendopeptidase like 1. The transcript has 23 exons. Bases 429 to 2726 code for a protein of 765 amino acids. The record is from RefSeq and is a predicted model, not a curated record. Gene Ontology annotation, molecular function: metalloendopeptidase activity. Lineage: Eukaryota; Metazoa; Chordata; Amphibia; Anura; Hylidae. Gene Ontology annotation, cellular component: plasma membrane. Gene Ontology annotation, biological process: protein processing.